CACAAUCAUGGCGUCCCAGCCCGACGGCGAGCAAGGCGCAGACGUCGAUUCGCAAAAUCCGUACGCGUCCAGCAGCAAGUGGCGCCACCAGGAAUCGUCCAAAUAUGCCCGCCACGAGGCGCAUCUCCAGGCACGCGACGCUACGACGACUGGGACGACGGAUGAGCUAGCCAACUUCCUCAACUCGGACCGCGUCGAACCCCAGGGCGAAGGUCAUUCGACGGGCAACUACCAGCCUAUCCACCUGGCUGCUGGCAAUGGACAGGCGGCCGAAGAGAAUGUCCACAUGCAGGAAGAAGUGCAGGAAAAAGUGACCGAUGGCAAAGAGAUUGUGUGCGGUCCCCUGCUCAACUAUCGCCGAAUGGAGGCCGGCUACUGGUAUGGGAGCGUCCUCAUCGUGACUAAGGGCGGCGGCAAGGACAUACUUCACCAUCCGUCGCUGCUCUUGAGACGAGGUGGUGGUCAAGGACAGCCAGUGGAAGUCCACGGUGAGCGCCUCUACUCAGACGUCCGCAACACAUUCUGGGCCUUUGACAUCAGGGUGCCGCUCGAGCCCAGCGAGACGAGAUACGAGUAUGAGGUGCCGGGGCUGCGAUUCAGCAGCAGCCACAAGCCGCGGAUCAACACCUUCUUCAUCCCCGCCGUGAACGAGUCCAUGCGCAUCAUGUUCUACUCCUGCAACGGCUUCAGUGUGGGCACCGACGAGGAGGCCUGGAGCGGCCCGGCCCUGUGGAACGACGUGAUGCGCAAGCAUACAGCCAGACCCAUCCACGUCAUGGUGGGCGGCGGCGACCAGAUAUACAACGAUGGCAUCAGAGUCCAUGGUCCUCUGCGCAACUGGACGGAGAUCAGCAACCCGAAAAAGCGCCAGGAGUACCCUUUUCCGGAGAAGCUGCGUGCCGAGUGCGACGAGUACUAUCUCCAAAACUACCUGCGAUGGUAUAACACGGAGCCCUUUUCGACGGCCAACGGCCAGAUUGCGCAGAUCAACAUCUGGGACGACCACGACAUCAUCGACGGCUUCGGCUCAUACGUCCACAAGUUCAUGCAAUGCGAUGUCUUCCGCGGCAUUGGUGGCGUCGCCCACAAGUACUACAUGCUCUUCCAGCAUCACCUCCCUCCUCCGCCGUCCACAUACACAUCCGACUUUGCCGACAACGAUAUCGAUGGUACGCAGGGUAUCGACCCGAACCAGCUGAUCGACACGUAUGUGGCACCGCCCAAGAUCGAUCCGCAGUACAUUGUAGGAAACAAGCCCGGCCCCUAUGUUGCGGAGCACUCGAUCAAUAUCUACACCCGAUUGGGCGCCCGUAUUGCCCUGCUCGGUAUUGACGCUCGAACGGAGCGUACUCGACACCAAAUCAACUAUCCCGAGACCUACGAUCUAAUCUUUCAGAGAGCGCGAGAUGAGCUUGCCGCCGCCGCCAGAUCUGGCCAGCCGAUCAAACACUUGAUUCUGCUCCUCGGCAUUCCGAUUGCGUACCCGCGCUUGACCUGGUUGGAGAACAUUCUUCGAAGCCCUCUCAUUGGCCCCGUCAAGCUUCUCAAUCGACGAUUUGGCCUCGGCGGAGGCUUCUUUAACCAUUUCGACGGCAGCGUAGAUCUGCUCGACGAUCUCGACGACCACUACACGGCCAAGACGCACAAAGUCGAGCGAGCCCAGCUGGUUGUGGAGCUGCAGAAGCUGUCGGCGGAGUUUUCGGUGCGAACGACGAUCUUGGGAGGCGACGUUCAUCUGGCUGCCUUGGGCCGCUUCUACUCCAACCCCAAGCUGAAUGUGCCGGUCGAGGAGGACAGCAGGUACAUGGUCAACGUCGUCUCGUCGGCCAUUGUCAACAAGCCCCCGCCUCAAGCGGUGGCCAACCUCCUGGCGCGACGAAACAAGAUCCAUCACCUAAACUCCAAGACCGACGAGACCCUGCUCGACUUGUUCGACAAGGAUCCCGGCGGCUCGACCAAGACUGCUAACCACAACAAUUGCACGAUGCCCAGCCGCAACUACGCUCUGCUGACAGAGAAUUCGCCCGUCACCCGCACCAACGGGCACAUUGCCCAGAUGAACGGCGAGGCGCCGUCUUUUGAGGGCGCUGACGGCCAUGCACACUUGCACCAAGGAGAAGUCGAUGCCGGCACAAUGCAUAAGGCGGCCGACGAUGUGCGACACGGGCAGCUCCACGACGGCAGCCUGGACAUUUGCAUCAAGGUCGAGAUUGACCAGCACGACCCAACGGGCCAAACAGAGGGCUACGGCCUGACGGUGCCGUUGCUGACGUUCCGUCCCAGGACUGAGGCGUCCUCAAGACCUGUGUCCACCGCUACGAGCCAGUAG
Trichoderma citrinoviride is the source of this 2329-nucleotide messenger RNA. RefSeq lists its product as hypothetical. Lineage: Eukaryota; Fungi; Ascomycota; Sordariomycetes; Hypocreales; Hypocreaceae. The transcript has 5 exons. Bases 8 to 2329 code for a protein of 773 amino acids. Gene Ontology annotation, cellular component: membrane. The record is from RefSeq and is a predicted model, not a curated record.